CGUUACAACAAAGCACAGUGUGGUUAUAUUUUAUAAAGUUUUUUUGUAUAAAAUAUAUAAUGGAAGAUAUCACAGCGCAAAAGGUUCAAGAAUACAAAGAUUCCCUUAAGACCAAGGCUGAACACCUACUGUUGAAAGGAUUUCCCGAGAAGAUUGUCAAGUUAAACGAACUAUUGGAGACACCUGGGUUUUGUAAUAGAAAACUAUCUGAUGUUCAUCAAGAUUUAAAUGUACCUAUUCCUGAUCCAAUAAUUCUCAAUCAUUCUGAAGAUGGACCUCCCACAAAGAAACUAAAAGCAGACAAUAGCAUAGACAAUACUAGUGGAACCAAAGUGCUGGUACUACCAAAUGGACCUAUACCUUGUAACAAACCUUUGUGUGAUCUUAUUUGCAUAGUUAAACCUUAUAUUCGACAAUUGCUGGAAGAUUCCAAUUUGUUGAAAAUGUGGAUUUCUUACCUAAUCCCAAAAAUCGAAGAUGGAAAUAAUUUUGGUGUGUCAAUUCAGGAAGAUACACUUGCUGAAAUACAAUCUGUUGAAACUGAAGCUGCUGCAUUUUUUGAUCAGAUAUCUAGGUAUUUCAUCUCCAGAGCAAAAGUUGUCAGUAAAGUUGCAAAGUAUCCACACAUUAGCGAUUAUAGAAGAGCUGUGCAAGAAUUAGAUGAAAAAGAGUAUGUGAGUUUGUGGUUAGUUAUGUGCGAAGUCCGUAAUCGUUACUGUUCUCUACAUGAUUUGGUAAUCAAGAAUUUGGAGAAGAUCAAAAAACCACGUUCUUCAAAUACGCAAUCCCUGUAUUAAAUUGCACACUAUACAUAUUAUUUAUACCUGAUAAUGUACAGGACGAUAAUGAAAAAGAAAAAAACCAAGAUAAACAUGUGCGACAUGAGAGACAUUAUUCUCAACAUUCUCACUGGAACAUUAGAAUUACUUUGUUUUCCCUGGUUCUACUAUUGCCCGUACGUUAAUUCGUUCAUUUGAGCGAUAUUCAAAGUGGCAUUACAUAUACAGAAGAUGAAGUACAUUUAACUCAUUCAUUUGUGGACCUGUAAAAUGAAUCAUUACUUUCUUUUGUCUUAAGGGUAUGCAUUGUUUCUAGAUUA
Molecule: messenger RNA, 1099 nt
Organism: Dufourea novaeangliae
Lineage: Eukaryota; Metazoa; Arthropoda; Insecta; Hymenoptera; Halictidae
Gene: REG
Product: proteasome activator complex subunit 3
Exons: 5
Coding region: 60-797 (245 amino acids)
Biological process (GO): regulation of G1/S transition of mitotic cell cycle; regulation of proteasomal protein catabolic process; positive regulation of endopeptidase activity
Cellular component (GO): cytoplasm; nucleoplasm; proteasome activator complex
Molecular function (GO): endopeptidase activator activity
Source: RefSeq, a predicted model, not a curated record